Fusarium redolens is the source of this 1248-nucleotide messenger RNA. Its product is annotated as bacterial hemoglobin. The record is from RefSeq and is a predicted model, not a curated record. The coding region runs from base 1 to 1248 and encodes 415 amino acids. Gene Ontology annotation, cellular component: intracellular anatomical structure. Gene Ontology annotation, biological process: nitric oxide catabolic process; cellular response to nitrosative stress. NCBI's taxonomy places the organism in Eukaryota, Fungi, Ascomycota, Sordariomycetes, Hypocreales, Nectriaceae. The transcript has 2 exons. Gene Ontology annotation, molecular function: FAD binding; heme binding; oxygen binding.
AUGCUGGCUCGGACCAUCAUCUGGCAUGCCGGACGUCGGGCGCUAUUUCACUUGCAUCGAAGAGCGUACGCCUCGAGCACACUGACUCCGAAGCAGACCAAAAUAGUCCAAUCAACCAUCCCCGCACUAGAAAAGCACGGCGUCGAAAUUACGACGCUCUUCUAUCGUCAAUUGCUCGACAAACACCCUGAGCUCAGGAACAUGUUUAACACGGCCCAUCAAGAUACAGGCGAGCAGCCAGCCACCCUCGCGCACGCCGUGUGGGCAUAUGCCGUCAAUAUCGAGAACCCCGACGCCAUGAAGACAGCCAUUUCCCGCAUUGGACAUAAACAUGCGAGCUUGGGGGUCACUGCGGACCAAUAUCCCAUAGUCGGCCAAGGGUUACUCUCGGCGAUCAAGCAAGUCCUCGGGGACGGAGUCAAUUCACAGUAUUUCAUCACUUUUGAGGAAGGACUGUAUCAUGAGGCCAUGGCGUCACCCGGCGGUUGGAAAGGGUGCCGCAAAUUUCUCAUCUCUGAUAAAGUGCAAGAGAGCAAAGAGAUCAUCUCCUUCCAUCUCACGCCAGCCGACAAGGGUGCUUUACCUUCCUACAAGCCGGGCCAGUUUGUCAGCAUCCGAUGCUUUGUGCCUGAGCUUGGGACAUAUCAACCCCGCCAAUAUAGUCUGUCUGACGUGCCAAAUGGAAAGUUUUUCCAAAUCUCUGUUAAAAGAGAAUUUGCAUCGGACAGAAAGCCGGCUGGCCGAGUAUCUAAUGUCCUUCACGAGUCGCUGCCGGAGGGGUCGGAAAUGGAUAUCAGUAUGCCCUUUGGUGAUUUCAUCUUGGACGUCAAUGCUACAACGCCGGUGGUACUUAUCAGCGGAGGAGUUGGACUGACACCUAUGAUGGCAAUGCUGAAGAAGAUAACUGAGGAGGGCAAGUCAAGAACAGUAGUAUUCAUCCAUGCUGCACGCAACUCACGUGUCCAUGCAAUGAAAAAUACCCUCAUCGAUAUUGCCAGGGACAACCCCGAAGUCACCCGACUUGUUUAUUAUGAGCAAGUUGAAGAAGGCGAUAUACUGGGGCUUGAUUACGAUCACGAGGGGCGCGUGAACCUCGCGGAGGUUAAGGAUAAGGUGGUUCUGCCAGGAGCGGAUUACUAUAUCUGUGGGCUACCGCCGUUUAUGAAUACUCAGAGCAAGGCACUUCGGGAUCUAGGUGUUGGCGAGAAACGAAUUCGCAUGGAGGUAUUCGGGUCGCCAUCUUCCUGA